Messenger RNA from Talaromyces rugulosus, 1527 nucleotides. RefSeq lists its product as uncharacterized. Gene Ontology annotation, molecular function: protein binding. Lineage: Eukaryota; Fungi; Ascomycota; Eurotiomycetes; Eurotiales; Trichocomaceae. The record is from RefSeq and is a predicted model, not a curated record. The transcript has a single exon. Bases 1 to 1527 code for a protein of 508 amino acids.
AUGGCAUCUCCUCAGCCAGGGGACAUCGCAUAUCUGCCCCAGGAGCUUUUCCAGAUGCUCGUCGGUUAUCUCGAACCAGUAGAUAUUGUCCGAUGUCGCCGUGUUAGCCAGACUUGGUACGAAGCGUUUGGGAACCCAAGUAGUCUCAUCCCCAUAGCAAAGGAAAGAUUUCCCUUGGCCAAGGAAGUUCGCGAGCUCUACCAAACCGCUGCAUCUGCCUGCGGUGAAGAAUACUCGGAGAAAAGGCUGCAUCAAUGGCGAGCUGUAUUCGACAAGGUCUCGGAGCGAUACUAUCGCCUGGCUCGCGGUCGGCCUCGCUCUAUCCAGAAAUUCAAUUUACAAGGGAAUAAUAACCACGGCAAAGGUGGAUAUCGGACUUUUAGAGUGUCUCCCUGGGAAACCCAUUCAAGUCACUUUGGCGAUAAUAUUGACAUGUUCUUCGACCAAGCUCUCUGGACAUAUGAAGAAGGAUUGGCCGUGUUUCCAAACGAAGACGAGGAUUGCCUAACUCUGUUGGACUUGGAAACCCAACACACAUUCAUGGUCCCAUUCGUCACCGCCGAAAAGAUUAUUCGAAGAUUACGUCUCCACGAUAGACUGCUGGUUAUUGAGUGGGCAGAAAACGAACCCUUCCAUUGGCUGAACGAAAGAGACAGUGUGCAUCGCCACUACGCUACCUCGUUUGAUAUUACUCAAGAUGGCCGUGGUUGGGAUAUCACACUGCGUAAUGAGUGGAAAAUAAUGUUUCUUGGACAUCCUUUGGGAGAAAGAGAUCGGUUCUUCUCUACACAUAGUCGCAGUCAUUAUGCUAUCUAUGUAUGGCAACCAAACCGCAGCCUCUAUACAGCUGAGGAGGAUGCGCCAAUCGAAUCUUUGUCAGUCUGGGACAUUUCUCGGCGUUCUGAGUAUAGAGCAUCGCAAGAUCCGACAGGGAGAUUGAGAGAUACAUCAGCUGACUCUGGCCCGCCUAUUGUCAAUCGUUUGACUUUCCGAGAACUAGGGUUCCACUCUGUGAGACAGGGAGGACUUCCUGGGAUCAUACGGCUGGACAUCCCCAACGGUUCGGAUUCAAUUUCCAUCACCGAGGUAAAAAACCCGGGCUUAUCUGAUGAAUACAACCCUCUUGAAUACUCACCUAGAGUUUUUGUGACAACUAUUCCUUUUAUUGGGCAAGGGCCGUCGUGGCGGAGACGAGUCGAUACGCUGUUUCCUCCAUACCGCGGAAAUUGCGCAAUGGAAAUUCCGCCGUGGACAAAAACAGCGCCAUUUCCUUGUUACUGGGGUAUUUGCGAGGCAACCGAUAACAAAGCUGGUGUAUCUUUUUGUCUUUCUUACCUGUUUCCCCAAAGCUAUGUAGAGGGCACGGAAACCCAUACACUCACGGUGACAAUCCAUACGCCUGGCGCAAUCACAAGGCUAAGUCAUGACUUGUCCAGACAACUUUCGGUCAAGGGAAAGAUCUGUGGCAAUGAGCGAUUCGUUAUUGGCGAAGAUGGUGAGAAUCAACUGACCGUGCUACGUUUUUGA